GCGGAGUGGACAGCGGAGGGCGGCCGGGCCCGCGGCCCUGCGGCCACCAUGAAGCUGACACGAAAGAUGGUCCUGUCCCGAGCCAAGGCUUCGGAGCUGCACAACGUGCGGAAGCUCAACUGCUGGGGCAGCCAGCUCACAGAUAUUUCCAUAUGCCGGGAGAUGCCCAGCCUGGAGGUGAUCACACUCAGCGUCAACAGCGUCUCCACCCUGGAACCUGUGCGCGGCUGCCGCCGCCUGAGUGAGCUGUACCUGAGGAGGAACCACAUCCCCACUCUGAAUGAGCUGUUCUACCUAAAGGACCUGCCACACCUCAGGGUGCUCUGGCUGGCUGAGAACCCGUGCUGUGGCACCAGCCCGCACCGUUACCGCAUGACUGUGCUGCGUAACCUGCCCCACCUGCAGAAGCUGGACAACCAAGCCGUGACGGAGGAAGAGCUGACCCGCGCUCUGCUGGAGGGAGAUGAGAUUACUGCUGCCCCGGGCAGGGAAGGCGCAGGCAAUGGCUGUCCCAAGCCCCCCUACACCCUCAGCUCUGUCAGCUCUGCCACUGAGACCAGCCAGAACCUGCUGUACACAGAGGAGACAGAAGUCCAGGGCCGGACUGCUGCAGACCAGUCUCCUUCCUUCUCACCAAGGGACACUAUGAAGAGUCACAAGAAUAGGAACAUCCUGACCGCCAUAUUACUGCUUCUUCGGGAGCUGGAUACGGAGGGGCUGGAGGCCGUCCAGCAGACUGUGGGCAGCCGGCUACAGGCACUGCACAGGCUAGAGCCCCAGGAGGACAUGGAGUGACUUCAUACGCCCAUGCAUCUGGACCUGUCCUGUUAUGUCCUGAGGAAAUACAGCUCUACCUGGAAAGCCUUCCUCCGUGUUCCCGACACCAAGCCAGUGCAGGCGCAGUGGCUGCCAGCUACGCAGACCCCUCUCCUGUGCUUAGGGCUGGCAGAGAUGCUGCCCGCCAGCAUGGUCCCUGGGACUUACCUGCUGAAGCCUUGAAGCUCUGGGCACUGUCUGACCCUUCCUCAAGGGAGGACUGAAGGAGCCAUACCCUCCUCCAAUAAAGCACUUUCUGUUUGGGCUGGAAGGUCUGGGACAGGAGUCUCAGGGCCUUGAUGUCGAGGGUCAUGUCGUUUCUCAGCCACUAGGGGGAGCCCUAGUACCCCUGUAUCAAGCCUAGCCUCGGAGAGGCCUGGACUAUCUUACAGGGCACUGUGUCCCAGGUGUCCUUAGACAUGGCCUGAGAGAUCGGAUUUUUUUUUUUUUUUCAGGACAAGGCUGGGCAGGACACUGUCCUUUUCUCUCUUCUUCAGGAGAGGGAUGUCACCUAGGUAGAGUGACCGUUGGGGACAGCCAGGAUCGCUCAGCAUUGUGAAGCGCCAGAUCCAUCAAUAAAGUUGCCUUUGUUAGAGCGGUUGGGGGAGGCCCCGUAGCUUACCCAGGCAGGGCCACCUUAGUGCCCUGGGGUGACCUUACACCUGCCACAAGAGAAUGAACCAAGAAAGGCAUCAAGAUAAGCAUACGCAAGACAAUCUGAGCAAAAAAUGUCUAGAAGGGCCAAGGGACAGGUAGACCAUGUCCAGGAAGCCUGCCGCAUACAAUAGCUGGCUCUGUAGGUGACCUUAAUGCUGAAGGUUCAGGGCAGCUGGGCCCUGCUCCACCACUGGCCCACUUCCAAACUUGGGAGUACGUUCUCUCUUAAUAAACUGUUUCUACCAGC
Messenger RNA from Grammomys surdaster, 1720 nucleotides. It is a transcript of the gene Cfap410, whose product is annotated as cilia and flagella associated protein 410. The record is from RefSeq and is a predicted model, not a curated record. Gene Ontology annotation, biological process: cytoskeleton organization. The transcript has 7 exons. The coding region runs from base 49 to 795 and encodes 248 amino acids. Gene Ontology annotation, molecular function: protein binding. Lineage: Eukaryota; Metazoa; Chordata; Mammalia; Rodentia; Muridae.